This is a messenger RNA of Limanda limanda (common dab), 924 nucleotides long. RefSeq names its product lactase-like b (gene lctlb). Lineage: Eukaryota; Metazoa; Chordata; Actinopteri; Pleuronectiformes; Pleuronectidae. The record is from RefSeq and is a predicted model, not a curated record. Gene Ontology annotation, molecular function: beta-glucosidase activity. Bases 1 to 924 code for a protein of 307 amino acids. The transcript has 7 exons. Gene Ontology annotation, biological process: carbohydrate metabolic process.
AUGGUCAAUCAUUUCAAUGAAUUUGCCAACUUGUGCUUUGAAAGAUUUGGAAACCGAGUCAAGUAUUGGAUCACUUUCAACAAUCCGUGGUCAGUAGCAGUCGAAGGCUAUGAGACAGGCGAGCACGCUCCAGGACUGAGGCUGAGAGGAACUGGUGCAUACAAAGCUGCCCAUCACAUAAUCAAGGCACAUGCCAAAGUGUGGCAUACUUAUGAUACACAAUGGAGGGCGAAGCAAAAAGGUCAGGUCGGCAUCUCUCUGUCCGGGGACUGGGGAGAGCCGGUGGACAUCAGCAACCAGAAAGACAUCGAAGCAGCUGAGAGAUACGUCCAGUUCUACCUGGGCUGGUUCGCCACGCCAGUCUUUCACGGAGACUACCCCCAAGUGAUGAAAGACUUUAUCGGAAGGAAGAGUGUGCAACAGGGCCUCGGGACGUCUCGCCUGCCCACCUUCUCCCCCCAAGAGAAGAGCUACAUCAAGGGGACCUGCGACUUCCUUGGCAUCGGCCACUUCACCACCCGCUACAUCACCCAGAAGAACAACCCGUCAGGCCGCAGCAGCAGCAGCUACUUCACCGACCGGGACCUGGCUGAGCUGGUCGAUCCACGUUGGCCCGACCCCGGGUCAGAGUGGCUCUACUCUGUGCCCUGGGGUUUCAGGCGCCUGCUCAAUUUUGUCAAGACUCAGUAUGGAAACCCAGCGAUCUAUGUGACAGAGAAUGGAGUCUCUGAGAAGAUGUUGUGCACAGAGCUGUGUGACGACUGGAGGAUACAGUAUUUUAAAGACUACAUCAACGAGAUGCUGAAAGACCCUCUGACCAGCCACAUGGAGAUGGUCACUGAGAUUGUUGUUCCCACCGUGUGCACCCUCUCUAUUCUGCUCAGUGCCAUCUUCCUUAUGUUCCUGCUGCGGAGGCGGAACUAG